This is a messenger RNA of Prosopis cineraria, 1808 nucleotides long. Its product is annotated as non-specific phospholipase C6-like. The transcript is spliced from 3 exons. Gene Ontology annotation, biological process: phospholipid catabolic process. Lineage: Eukaryota; Viridiplantae; Streptophyta; Magnoliopsida; Fabales; Fabaceae. Bases 1 to 1581 code for a protein of 526 amino acids. Gene Ontology annotation, molecular function: hydrolase activity, acting on ester bonds. The record is from RefSeq and is a predicted model, not a curated record.
AUGGGAGGUACCAAACCCAGAUUACUUCACGCAAUUCGCUCCAUUCUCUUUCUCCUUCUCACUCUGCCAUGUCUGCUUCCAUCGACCCGCUAUGUGUCUGCUACCUCGCAGCAGCAGCAACCCAUCAAGACUAUUGUAGUUUUGGUUAUGGAGAACCGCUCGUUCGAUCACAUGCUGGGAUGGAUGAAGAAAGCCGUCAAUUCAGUGAUCAAUGGGGUUACGGGUGAAGAAUGCAAUCCGGUAUCCACAAAAAGUCCGAAACCAGAAGCAAUUUGCUUCACGGACGAUGCGCAGUUCGUGGACCCGGAUCCGGCGCAUUCGUUUGAAGCAGUGGAACAACAGGUAUUCGGCUCUGCUUCCUUUCCUUCCAUGACUGGAUUUGUGGAACAAGCAUUAUCUGUGUCUCAAAACCUCUCUGAGACAGUCAUGAAAGGCUUUAGACCUGAAUCUCUGCCCGUUUAUGCCGCUCUAGUCCGAGAAUUCGCUGUAUUUGAUAGGUGGUUUUCUUCAAUUCCGGGCCCUACUCAGCCAAAUAGGCUUUUUGUGUACUCUGCUACUUCUCAUGGUUCAAUAAGCCAUAUCGCCAAGCAAUUAGCAAAAGGGUAUCCACAGAAAACCAUUUUCGACUCUCUCCAUGAGAAUGACAUAGACUUUGGGAUAUAUUUCCAGAACAUUCCCACAACCCUGUUCUUUAGAAAUCUAAGGAGAUUGAAAUACAUAUUCAAGUUCCAUCAGUAUGAUCUGAAGUUCAAAAAGGAUGCUAGAAAUGGGAACCUUCCUCCCUUGACAGUGAUCGAGCCUAGGUACUUCGAUUUGAUAGGCUUCCCUGCCAAUGAUGAUCACCCAUCUCAUGAUGUUGCAAAUGGACAGAAGCUUGUGAAAGAGGUGUAUGAGACUCUGAGAGCAAGCCCUCAAUGGAAUGAGACUCUUCUGGUGAUUACAUAUGAUGAACAUGGUGGGUUUUAUGAUCAUGUGAAGACUCCUUUUGUCAGUAUUCCUAGUCCAGAUGGGAAUACAGGACCUGCUCCAUAUUUUUUCAAGUUUGAUCGGUUAGGUGUUCGCGUGCCCACUAUUAUGAUCUCACCCUGGAUUAAGAAAGGAGCUGUUGUAAGUAGCCCCAAAGGACCAGCUCAAAACUCAGAGUUUGAGCACUCUUCUAUCCCUGCCACCAUUAAGAAGAUGUUCAACCUUUCCUCUAAUUUCUUAACUCACAGAGAUGCAUGGGCUGGCACAUUUGAGAGUAUUGUUUCAGAGUUAAACUCACCCAGAGCGGAUUGCCCAGAGACUUUGCCAGAAGUUACGCCUCUAAGUAGGAGUGAAGCAAAGGAAGAUGCAGGGUUAUCAGAGUUUCAGAGUGAGCUGGUCCAAUUGGCUGCUGUUCUGAAUGGGGACCAUUUCUUGAGCAGUUUCCCAGAAGAAAUGAGCAAGAAGAAGAGCGUAAAGGAAGCUGAUGGAUAUGUUAAAGGAGCUGUUUCAAGAUUCAUAAGAGCCAGCAAAGAAGCUAUCAAGCUAGGGGCAGAUGAGUCUGCUAUUGUAGAUAUGAGAUCAUCCCUCACCACCAGAUCUUCACCUCACAAUUAAAAAGAAAGAGAAUAAUAGAUUAUUGCAGUGUGGUUUGUGCCUGCCUUUGUAAUGUAUCUAGUUAAGAACGGGUCAUGUAGUUAAGUAAUCCUUUUAGGGUUGAUACUUGAAAGAUGUAGAAGAGAAGUGUGCGAUGCUGAAAUUCUGUUCUUUACAAUUGAAAGAGGAAAAGGAAUAACACUAAAUUUAAGUGAUUGCAGCAAAUUAGCAAUCACUUUAUUCUUUCU